Coniosporium apollinis CBS 100218 is the source of this 1347-nucleotide messenger RNA. RefSeq lists its product as uncharacterized. Gene Ontology annotation, cellular component: nucleus; 90S preribosome. The coding region runs from base 1 to 1347 and encodes 448 amino acids. NCBI's taxonomy places the organism in Eukaryota, Fungi, Ascomycota, Dothideomycetes. Gene Ontology annotation, biological process: maturation of SSU-rRNA. The record is from RefSeq and is a predicted model, not a curated record. The transcript is spliced from 2 exons.
AUGCCGAAACGAAAGCGCUCAGAGUUCGGCGGCUGCACCACCCAAUCCCUGACGGACGGACCGAUCAAUGCGCGCCAAUACCGGGUCGAGCACAAGAUCAAUCAUGGAAAGAAGCUCCUCAACCGCAUGCUCAAGCUCGCGAAAGGCUUCGAACGGCAGAAGCUAGGGAGGCGCCACAAAACUGCGUCGCAGAAUGGUGAUGUACCGGGACUUGCGAGGAUAGAUGCGGAGAUCGAGGCGCUCAAGAAACUCGACAUAGCGGAUGCCGCCGAGACUUAUCUGCAUAAGACUCUGCUCAAGAUCAAAACCAUUGCCGCGUCGCCGUCCCUACCAGCGAGUGUCAAGCUACCAAGUAAAGCCCCACCCGAUACGCCUACAGCGAACGUCACCGCACGUCUAUACAAUGCGAAUCCAGUCAAGGAAACUUUGGGAGACAUACUUUCGGACAUACGCAACGCUCUAGGAGUGGAACAGGCAGGGGAAGCCGGUCGAAAAGAUGCUACAAAGACCGGCGCAAGCGAGAGGAAUCAUGCGAAGUCACGGCUGGAGGAUGUUCAACAAGGCGCAUCUUCGGAGUCCGUCAGUGCCUCGUCCGCUGGGAAGAAAGAAGAGGUCGAGUGUGCCUACUCUGACGAGUUCAGUGACCCAGCUAGCGAAGACUUCGCACAUCUUGACGCCAGGGUGGCCGGUUCGUCCACUGAGGAGUCUGACGAAGACUCAGAAGAGGCCUCCGUACGCUCUGAAUUACCACUCGCUUCAGCACGGGGGCACGACCCUGUUGAUGAUCUAUCCCUAACACCGUCAGCAUUUUCGUUGUCCUCGCAGUCGCCUGAGCCGGAAAGCAAAGCAUUUGUAUCAAAAGCAGCAGCCAAUGCGAAAAAGACAUCUACCUUUCUACCAUCCUUAACCAUGGGUGGCUACUGGUCCGGCUCAGAAUCUCUGCCCAGCGACGAAGAAGUCGACGUUGCGCCUAGGAAGAACCGACGCGGACAACGCGCACGGCAACAGCUGUGGGAAAAGAAGUUCGGCGGUAGAGCGAAGCAUCUACAAAACAAGGAUGCGGCAGGCAAUGGCAGCAGGAAUGAAGGAUGGGAUCCGAAGAGGGGCGCUCAGGUCCCAGGAGAUAAGAGAUUCGGUCAGCGCCGCACCGGAAAGCAUACAGUGCCUGAUGCAAAGAGAAGAAGCGAAGGCAAUGCAAUAUCGGCCAACGGUGUGGAUCUCAACCCAAGCCGGCAGGUCAAGAGGGAUGAUCAAGGCCCUUUACAUCCGUCUUGGGAGGCUGCUAAGCAGAGGAAGGAGCAGCGGGUCACGGCUCCUUUCCAAGGCAAGAAAGUAGUGUUUGAUUGA